Lolium rigidum is the source of this 1016-nucleotide messenger RNA. RefSeq lists its product as uncharacterized. The record is from RefSeq and is a predicted model, not a curated record. Bases 72 to 737 code for a protein of 221 amino acids. NCBI's taxonomy places the organism in Eukaryota, Viridiplantae, Streptophyta, Magnoliopsida, Poales, Poaceae. The transcript is spliced from 4 exons.
CACUUCAGGAAACCAUCCCUCCCGGCGGCUGUUCCCUUCCACCCAAAAAGAACUCUCCCGGCGGCUGAUUCAUGAUGAGCGCGCUCCGCAGGAUCUGCUGCACCGGCGGCAGAUUCUUCGUCGGCGGCAGCAAACUCCGCAGCGACGGCCGAGGCAGUACCCUAUUGGUACGGCGACAUUCGACCGGCUCGCCAGUUAUUAAUUAUAUGGAGGAAGCAAAUAAAUGGGCAAAGAGUAGUGGUGGAAAAAAAGUGGUCACUAGCCUUUUCUUGACAUUUGGAGCAACUAUAUUUGUGGAUUGGUACGUGUCAUCUGUCAAAUCUCAUGCUAAAAAGUACGUUGAUGAGAUGGUAACUCAACAAGACGAGUCAACGAAAGCAUUUCAAAUGGAGUUUGAAAAGGAGCUGCAGCAGCUGGAGAGAAAGCUUGAUUCGUUCUUGGAUGAUAAGAAAAUGAUGUUGAUAAUGAAUGAUAAACAACUCUCAGUGGCCAAAAGAGCAGACCUGGCAUAUAACUCGAAAUUUCAGCACUGGGAGGAAGAGUUGACUCCUCCACUCAAAAAGACUUCUUUUGCAGUAGUGGGUGGCAGUCAAGAUGUUGAUCUGCUACCCAUUACCUGUUCGGUAUGUGGUCAUGCGGUGCCUCUUCUGGAGCCUGCAAGGCCAAUUGAAGAGUUUGAGGCACCUGGGACUAAGGCGUUGGUGAUCGAGGAGCCUGGAGCGACUUCGACUCACUAAGGAGUUUGGGUUGCUGUCACCAUUGUCGUUUGAGGAGGCUCAAACACAUGUCAGAGGUGUAGUAAAGUCACCGACGCCAGUUGAUAAAUUGGGUGCCAUGGUGCCUUGAGCCUGAGACGCCCGAGACUCAGGAAGUAGGCUGUAUGGUCACCCUGGGAAUUAUAUUUCUUUCCGUUGUUUGAAAUUCAGUUACUGUUUGACAUUGUAUAUUAUUUUCACCUCCCACAGUUGAGAAAUGUUAGUAUGCAAGAUGAUGUUAUAUUCAGCAGUUUUUUUUUU